AUGAGUCAAGGGCUUAUUCAUAAUUUUAAAUACAUUGCCGAGCACAUUAAAGAAUAUAUUGAAGAAAACAAGUUAUUUUCUACAUUCGAAGUAGAUGAUCUCAAAGAAAUCAUGAAAAAUGCAACUCUUACAACAAAUGACUGCAUUUCACUUAUGACGCAAUCACAACAUACAAUCAAAGCAAACAAAUUAUAUAUCUGUGCUCGUAAUGCAAAUGUUUCUAUACAUAAUUAUGAAGAAGUCGUUUCUGUUUUGAAAUCCAUCAAGAAAUACAUGAAACUUAGAAUUCUUGAUGGUGUUGUUGAUUUUUUAAUACAAACGCAAAAGGAAAACUCUGAUUCAGCAGCGGAAAUACAACAGCUUCAAACAGAAUUAACUACAAUUCAAAAUCAAAAGCAAAAAAGUGACAAAGAACUCGAAUCCCUUAAAACUCAACUUAAUCAAAUUAAAGAAGAUAAUACUUGA
Molecule: messenger RNA, 465 nt
Organism: Trichomonas vaginalis G3
Lineage: Eukaryota; Parabasalia; Trichomonadida; Trichomonadidae
Product: ankyrin repeats (many copies)-containing protein
Exons: 1
Coding region: 1-465 (154 amino acids)
Source: RefSeq, a predicted model, not a curated record